GCGAAACACAAAAGCAAAAGUCGAGCACUUCUUGAUAAGGAAAUCUGAAGCCCGCACUAUGAGACCUCGACGCAGCAAUAACAAUAACAAUAACAGUUGCAAUAACACCAGCAGCGAAAUGGAUAAGUCGAUCCGCCAGUUGCGAGCGUCCAAAUAUCAGUGAUCGACGAAGCGUGCGCUGCGAAACAUGUCGUCGGCGCCUACAGAAGCAAUGGCCGCACGGAAGGAUGCCCAGGAUGUGGGGGCAGCAGGUGCGGCGGUUCACGGGGAGGCGACUGGCGGCGGAGGAGGAGGAGGAGCCUUUAUUGCCGCCCUGGACGUUGGCACCACCUGUGUGCGUUGCUUCAUUCUGGACGAAGGCUGUGUGGUGCGGGGUUCAGCAGUGGAUGCCGUGAGGCUGCUGAAUCCACAGCCGGGCUUUUUCGAGAUUGAGCCAGAGAGCUUGUGGCGCAAGAUCGUCAAUGUGAUAAGGCAGGCUGUGCGGGAUGCCAAACUGACACCCGGCGACAUCACCUGCCUAACCAUCUCCACCCAGCGCUGUACCUUUCUCACCUGGGAUCAUCGCACUGGCGAUUACUAUCAUAAUUUCAUCACCUGGAAGGAUCUGCGGGCUGAUAAACUCGUAGAUGAGUGGAACUCCAGUUGGACGAAGCGUUCAAUGAAUGGAUUUUCCUAUGCCUUGUACCUGCUCACGGGUCAGUCGCGUUUCCUGGCCGGCAGCGUGCUCAAGCUGAUGAAUGGCCAGGUGACACCCAGAUUACUCUACGAAAUUAAGCACAACAAAAGACUGCGUGAAGGGUUGAGCAAGAAAAGGGCUCGCGUGGAGCUGCUGGACUCUUGGAUUCUGCACAAGCUGAGAGUCGGAAACGGACAAGACAGGGAUGUAGAUGUGGAGCAUAUAACCGAUGUUACCUCCAGUACAGCGACGGGAUUGUAUGAUCCUUUUACGCUCAGCUGGUCACCGCUUAUAAGUUUUCUUUUUGGAAUCGAUACCAAAAUCCUGCCUCGUGUGGUGGACAAUGGCUAUAAGGGCUUUGGCCACGUCCAUCCUACUGCUUUUGGUCCUGAGUGGGCCGACACUAAGAUCCCCAUUGCUGCCUCACUCAGUGACCAAACGGCUGCAAUGUGGGGAUCACAGUGCUUCAAGAAGAACGAUGUUAAGGUCACCAUGGGCACCGGUGCUUUCCUUAACCUGGUUACGGGUCCAAAGUGUCAUGCUGCCGUCACUGGGUUGUAUCCUUUGGUGGCUUGGCAGCUCAAGGACAAGGAACGCCAUGAGAAAGCCAUCUAUUGCAUAGAGGGAGCAUCACAUGACUUUGGCACUGUGGUCACCUGGGCUCAGUCCUGUGAGCUUUUCGAGAAUCCAGCGGAUACGGCGGCCAUAGCAGAGUCUGUCUCUGAUACCAGCGAUGUGUUCUUUAUGCCUGCUUUUAGCGGUCUGGGGCCCCCGGUGAAUGAUUAUCGAUCAGCAAGUGGCUUCAUUGGCCUUACUCCGUCCACGACCAAGGCGCACAUGGUGCGGGCCUUGCUCGAAAGUAUUGUAUUUCGUUUGGUCCAACUGAUUGAGGCGGCCGAAGAGGAGACCUCGCAGAAGCUUGAGAUAAUUAGAGUUGAUGGUGGCGUUUCUCGCAAUGAUUUCGUCUGCCAGUUUCUGGCUGAUCUCAGUCAGCUUAGGGUGGAGCGGGCUAAGAACUCGGAGAGCAGCAUUAUGGGCGCCACCUUUAUGGCGGGCUUGAACCAUGGCAUCUGGCGGAAUGUGGAGGAUCUCAAGUGUUUCCGGCAGGUUGACCGGGUCUUUGAGCCCCGACCCAAGGAGCAUGCAAAGAUAGUGGCUCGCAUGGACAAGUGGAGUCGGGCCAUAGCCCGUUUCAGUGACUGGUACUAGUUUUCAUACUUUCCUUUUGUAUUUUCUUGUUGUUUUUUUUACACGCUAAGAAGUCAUUAAAUACUUAGAAGGCUAA
Molecule: messenger RNA, 1961 nt
Organism: Drosophila serrata
Lineage: Eukaryota; Metazoa; Arthropoda; Insecta; Diptera; Drosophilidae
Product: glycerol kinase 5
Biological process (GO): glycerol metabolic process; glycerol-3-phosphate biosynthetic process; phosphorylation
Cellular component (GO): mitochondrion
Molecular function (GO): phosphotransferase activity, alcohol group as acceptor; kinase activity
Source: RefSeq, a predicted model, not a curated record